CAUAUUUGCAUAUCAGCCUUAAAAUUGUCAGAUAAUUAUUUCACGCACCUUGGUCUUUAAGCACCACAAAAUACUUUCACAGAAUUCUCCCUCUUCAAAAUUACAAAUCAGGAUCCAAGUUCAAAGAAGAAAGCUACUCUCGGCGAAGUGGGGAGAAGUAUCUCAGUAACAUCCCCAAUUUGCUAUAUUCGAAUGUUCGUCAUCUUCUAGCUUGGUUUCGCUUUCACGACAUCGUCAAUUCUUUCCUCCUUUCUUUCUUUCUUUCUUUCUUUCUUUCUCAGAUUAGAUAGAUAUGUCUCACAACAAUCACAUAACCACCGAUUCCCCGCUAUCUCGUCGCAUAGUUCGUUCCUUCCUGCAAUUCCUCAACUCUGUUGAACCAGGGCCUGGGGUUGAUGCCGAAGGGAUUGAGGUUGCUAGGGAGUGUUUGGCAGAGGCCUUUAAGCUAAACUCUUCUGGUGUAGAUGGUGAUCCGCAAUCUGAUUCCUUGAUUGACAUGUUCAAGAGCCUUGAAGCAAGAAAGCAGCGUGAAACUAUCAAGUCAGACCCUAGUCCUAUGGAUGCUUCUAGUUCAUUCUCUGACCAUAAUCCAUCAUCCUUUGCUCAAAAUCAUAUGAAGGAUCAAGAUUGGACACAGGGCACUGACAUUUUUGCAGCAUCCAAAGAUGAACUCUGUGGAAAAUUUUUUGCAUCUCUGGAGAAAAAUCACUAUUUUAGGGUGAAUCACGAUGGAACUGAUGACCCAAUGCAACUAGAGAAAGCAUCUUGUUUAUUUGAUAAUGCUUUUAAGGAGAUGGAAAAAUCUGGGUCCCCAGUAUUAAAUCUGAAGAAUUUGGCUGAAUCACUGAAAUCACUAGGUAACAAGGCAAUGCAAUCCAAGCAAUACCAUGAUGCAAUUGAGUUGUAUAAUUGUGCAAUUGCAGUGCAUGAAAAAAGUGCUGUUUAUUACUGCAACAGGGCAGCAGCUUACACUCAGCUUAAAAAAUAUGAUGAAGCAAUCCAAGAUUGUCUUAGAUCUAUUGAGAUUGAUCCAAACUACAGCAAGGCUUACAGUCGUUUGGGGUUAGUAUACUAUGCUCAAGGAAACUACAGCUUUGCUAUUGAUAAAGGGUUCAGAAAAGCCUUGCUAUUGGAUCCAAAUAACGAAGCUGUUAAAGAAAAUAUACGGGUGGCUGAGCAUAAAUUGCGAGAAGAGCAACACCAUGCAAAUCAUAAUCAGCUUAGUGUUAUACUCUCAGACUACUAUGCUUUUGUCCAUUGUAAUUCACAACCUACUGGUGCCACUGUUGGAAAUUCAGCCUCUACAUACUACACUUCACAAGUAAAUUUGUUAGGUUUCUCACUCCUUCAUGUUACUAGACAUCCUCCCAAGAACAUGAAUAUGAUGAUUGAAUCUCCUUUCAAUAACAAAAAACUUGUUGGGAUGAUGUUACAUAUUUUAUCUGCAGCUUGCAUGUGUGUCUUCCUUGCUUGGCAUGCAUAAAUUUGCUAACACUAACUGCAUAUGCUUAAUUUUAUGUAGCAUGUGCCAAAUGUAAUAACAUCCCCACUCAACUCUCGAAUAGGCCGUUAUCAACAUUCAACCAUAGGAGACUCCUAAUAAUUUCUUAUUUUGUGAUUCUGUUGGUUAGAUACACCAGCGGGUUUGCAUUUGAGCUUUACUGUUUGUUUGGGAGUUUCUUUAAGAAAUAAAGAUACCUUUCUUGAGAUGGGCAAUUGAAUCCGUUGGAAGUACCUUAAUUUCCAAAUAUCUUGUAUUUUGAAUCCAGAUGCUAACUUAUCCUUCAGAAUAUACUACUUGUUUCAGUGAUAAAAAAAGAAAAAAUUGACAAAAGGAUUUCAUUCAAUCAGACAAGAAUAGUAAAAGACAGAGGAUAAUAGUUGCUCUUUACGAGAGCAAAAAAACAACCAAAAUGAAAGUUAUCUAUGAAGCAUAGGUUGCCAAUCUCUCAACAUGUCUAAGAAGAAAAGUCUUCUAUGAAGAUCAUGGGUUUACACCAAAUAGAUUCCAGACAUCUAGUGAUCUAGUCUUGUCCUGUAAAACUAGCUUGUCAGAAAAUUUGUCAUAGGUGCAUACAAUUGCCUGAUCGCAAUGUCAUCCACAUAUCCAGACAGAAUCGAGAGUUUACCUCCUUGAGUGUGUUUGGAAAGGAUGGUAUGAUCAUCUUGCUUUUUCAUACUCCUUUGAUACCGUCGUAUUUAUGAACCUUCAAAAGUAAGAUGUGGAGCAAUUGCUUCAACGUGCUUUUCUUAAAUACAUUGGUUUUAUUCAUCGAUUGGAUCAGAGUUUAGAGGGAUCUCCACGUAGACAUCCUUCUCCAAGUCUCUCUGGAGAAAACAUGUUUCAUGUUAAACUUUUGCUAUUCCCAUACAAAGGGAGCAUCAAGAAUUAGUAAAAUUCUAGCAAUGUUUCAAUUCACACCAAUGAUGGUGUGUUUAACUUGCUAUGGUUUUUCUGAAUGCCGUGGUUAAUUGUUAGUUAUUUCCAUAAUAUCUAAUGUGUAGCAUUUUCCUGCACUUCAAGCAUUAGUAACUUAAAAUAUUUUUGCCGAAUUGGUAAUAUGUGUUCAUGAUACAUUUGUCAUUAGCAUUGUAAUGGUUGUUGCUCAAACAAGAUGCUGUAAUCUCUCUCUAUAGUAGCAGUUAUAGCAUUCUGAUGGUAGUUUCUUAAACAUGAUACCUGAAAGGCUGAAACUAAUCACU
Molecule: messenger RNA, 2703 nt
Organism: Arachis duranensis
Lineage: Eukaryota; Viridiplantae; Streptophyta; Magnoliopsida; Fabales; Fabaceae
Exons: 10
Coding region: 293-1483 (396 amino acids)
Biological process (GO): post-translational protein targeting to endoplasmic reticulum membrane
Cellular component (GO): membrane; TRC complex
Molecular function (GO): molecular adaptor activity; protein binding
Source: RefSeq, a predicted model, not a curated record